This is a messenger RNA of Protopolystoma xenopodis, 291 nucleotides long. The record is from the annotation of a GenBank genome assembly. NCBI's taxonomy places the organism in Eukaryota, Metazoa, Platyhelminthes, Monogenea, Polystomatidea, Polystomatidae.
AUCGUGUCUAAAUUUUCAACUGGGGACGAUAGUACCUCUAAUGGCCCUCUAGCUGGCAUGAAACGGCCAGCUCAGGACGACAAUUGCUAUGUUAAUGAAAAGCGUCCUUUUGUAAACGACAAAGUAGCUGCUGCAGCGGAAGCGGCGGCAAGAAUAAAUCAAAAGCUUGGUGGUGUUCCAUCACAAAUUCCCCCCUCUAGUACUGCUCACGUCAUGACAACUGAAAUUAAGAUUCCUGAUAGAUAUGUUGGCCUAAGUACGUUUUUUGUCUAUCAAAUUGGAACUUUUUAG